GUGAGCUCGCGUUGCGGGUUGUCCACUGGCUGCCGAAGCGGGAGCGAUGAAGCAAACUUGAGGAUCGGCGGCUUUUUCUCAGCACGAACCCUUCCACUGAGCGAGUGUGUCGGCCAUGCCAUGGCUAGGCCCUGGCGGCUCCGAGCCCCUCUCUUCUUAGCCGUACUGUUCCUGGGAGUAAGACAGUGUGCUGUCAGCACAGUGACUCUCCCAGAAACACUGCUCUUUGUAUCCACUCUUGAUGGGAACUUGCAUGCUGUCAGUAAACGGACUGGGGAAAUCAAAUGGACCUUAAAGGAAGAUCCAAUCAUUCAGGUUCCAGUCUACCUAGCUGAGCCAGCAUUUCUUCCAGAUCCAAAUGAUGGCAGCCUUUAUGUCAUGGGAGGGACAACUAAAGAGGGGCUAAUGAAACUGCCCUUCACCAUCCCUGAGUUGGUCCAUUCCUCUCCAUGUCGGAGUUCUGAUGGAAUAUUGUACACAGGUAAAAAACAGGACUUAUGGUUUGUUGUGGAUCCCACAACCGGAGAGAAACAGACCACGCUGACCACAGAUAUGUCAGAGAACAUCUGUCCAUCUUCCCCCCUCCUGUACAUUGGGCGGACAGAGUAUAUGAUCACCAUGUAUGACACCAAAACUCGCGAACUCUACUGGAAUGCUACCUACUACGACUAUUCUGCUCCUUUAUGCAGCGAGAACACGGACUACAAAAUGGCUCAUUUUGCAUCAAACGGGGAUGGUUUGGUGGUGACUGUAGACAGAGAGUCAGGUAACGUCCUUUGGAUGCAGAACUAUGGCUCCCCUGUGGUGGGGAUGUUCAUUUGGCAACAGGACAGCCUGCACCGGAUACCACAUCUCAACAUUGCCAUGGAAACUCUACGGUACCUCACCUUUAACUCUCAAGACAUCCGAAUGAUAAAAUGGAAGUACCAGUUUCCAAAAGAACCCUCCACCACAAAGACUCAACUAGUUCCCACUCUUUAUGUCGGGAAACAUGCAUCUGCCUUCUAUGCCUCAACAUCACUUGUCCAUGAAGGUGUCGCUAUAGUGCCUCGUGGAAUCACUAUUGCCCGUGUUGAUGGCCCCACGACCGAUGAUGUCACUGUGCGAGAGGGAGAUGCAUGUGAAAGAAUUCCAAGCACUCAUGUCAAAUAUCCACAGGGGAAUAUCUUAUCAUCUGGUAAUGCCAAGAAUCAAUGGUUGUUCAUAGGACACCAUGAGCUUCCACCAGUAGCGCACACCACAAUAUUGAGGGCAUUUCCAGAUCCACUGAAGAAGAAUGAUGAGGCUGUCAUCACUACAAAGACUAAUACCAGGACUCUUGAUGAAUUUUUGAUGCAGUCUGAGCAGAUGCAAUCGAAAACACUUGAUGAAAGUUAUCGGAUGACCAGUGAAGUGAAGCAGGAGACUGCAAGCGAGGUUGUGCCUGAAUUGGAAAACCAGGACAUCCUGACUGUGGCCGUAUUCACUGUGCUAGUAGGAGGAUGGGUGGUGUUUCUAAUUAUGUAUCCAAAAAAAAUGCACCAACAGCAGAAACUACAGCAGCAACAGCUGGAACAACACCUGGAAGAGAAAUUCCAGCUUCUUCAGCAGCAGCCCCCACAAUCUGCCAACCAACUCAGGACAGAGUCUCCAGAAUUCUCAAAAGAUGCAGCUCAGGCCUCCCAAAAAGAUCCCCAGGGAUCCAACUCUUCAGCUCAAGACAGGAGUAACCAAUCCUCAGAGCAGCCUCAUGAUUACAGUUUGCACAACGGCACUGCCUGUUAUGAUAAAGUAGUUGCUGAGACUGGAACCAACUUGGUUAUAACUGGAAAGAUUUCCUUCAACCCAAAAGAUGUGCUAGGUCAUGGAGCCGAGGGAACAUUUGUAUUCCGGGGCAGCUUUGAUAACCGUAAUGUUGCUGUGAAAAGGAUCCUCCCCGAAUGUUUCAAUUUUGCUGACCGUGAAGUUCGGCUCCUUCGCGAAUCUGAUGAGCACCCCAAUGUCAUUCGCUAUUUCUGUACUGAAAAGGACAAGCAGUUCUACUAUAUUGCAAUCGAGCUGUGCACUGCCACACUGCAAGAGUAUGUGGAAGAUUCCAAAUUUGACCGCCUUAAUCUGGAUCCAGUAACCGCGCUUUUUCAGACCAUGUCUGGCCUAGCUCACCUGCAUUCCCUCAAUAUUGUCCAUCGGGAUUUGAAACCACGCAACAUCCUCAUUUCCCUGCCAAACUCUCAUGGGAAUGUGAGGGCAGUGAUCUCGGACUUUGGCCUGUGUAAGAAACUGUCUGCUGGGCAUCACAGUUUCAGCCUGCGCUCUGGUAUACCUGGAACAGAGGGCUGGAUCGCACCAGAGGUCUUACGAGAGGAGCCUAAAGACAAACCCACAAAUACAGUCGACAUUUUCUCAGCAGGCUGUGUCUCCUACUACGUCAUUUCUGAGGGAAAACAUCCAUUUGGUGAUUCUUUGAGAAGGCAAAGCAACAUCUCUUUAGGGAAGUACACUUUACAGCAUUUCGAGCAAGAGGUACAUGAGAAUGUUGUGGGUAGACACUUGAUUGAACAGAUGAUCAGGGAGGACCCACAACAGCGUCCCUCUGCUCAGUGUGUCCUGAAACAUCCCUUCUUCUGGACUAAAGAAAAGCAGCUUCAAUUCUUUCAGGAUGUGAGUGACCGGAUAGAAAAGGAGUCAUUAGAAGGGCCAAUUGUUGGUAGAUUGGAGUGCAAUGGGAGAAUGGUGGUAAGAACAAACUGGAGGAUGCACAUCUCCGUCCCUCUGCAAACAGACUUGAGAAAGUUCCGGUCGUACAAAGGGAACUCUGUGCGUGACCUUCUCCGAGCCAUGAGAAAUAAGAAACAUCACUACCAUGAACUACCCCUAGAGGUACAGGAGACAUUGGGAGAGGUACCUGACCAGUUUGUGCAGUACUUCACAUGUCGAUUCCCAAACUUGCUGUUGCACACUUACAAUGCAAUGCAGAUAUGCAGCCAUGAAAGGCUUUUUCAUCUGUAUUAUCAUCAGGGAGCUGGAGAUGGGAGAAAAUGAACCACUAUACUUGCCUGCGUUUCAACUAUGCCAACAUAAAGACUUUGCAGAGCCAGAGAAGUAGGAAGAAAUGCCACAGGCAAUAUGCUUGUGGUAUCCUUUUGUGGAACUGAGCGAAGUGCUCCUCAAGCUGGUGUUCUUCAUGUCGGAUAGAACAAGACUACAUUCUCAGAGAACAGGAGAAAGCUGGCUGACUUAACUCCUUCAUUGGCACAAAUCUAUGUUUGGAACCUCCAAUCCACAACAACAGUACAAACUGUUUGGCUGACACUUCAUGGGUAAGAUUGACAAGAAUCCCAUAGAAUUUGUGAAAUUGUUCACAGACUGGGAGACAGCUCUGCUAAUAUAGACACCCACAAUACUACCAGUCAAAUGGACUGUCCACCAGAGACACAAGGAGCUGAGACACAAGGGAGAAAUAAGUGACCCAUCAACACUGCUGCAGCUUUUAAAAAUGACACCACAGGAAAACUUUCUGUCACUCUGGGUUAAGGAGGGCCAACUGUGUGCUGGAGACAUUGUUGGGAGAGACUGGAAAGGUGAAAAAUGAAAGGAUCCUCCUGUUUAUAAAUAAACUGAAUUGACUAAUUAACAAGUUUGUGCCAUACAGCCACUGACUGGUGCAGAGGUUAAGACUAGAGAGCGGCAGGUAAACAUGUCAGAUCAAUAGGUUGUUCCAUUAUAUGUGUUUAUAGUUUCACUCUGUAAGAAUAGUUUCUUUAGUAAAAUAGUAAAAAAAAUAAUGAUCAGGAGAGCGACAAGUUACUUGAUAAGAAUUUUAUGCUUUGUCACUAACUCAAGAAGGGAGAAAGAUGGCGCAGAUCCCAACAUCAAUCUGCAAUGUUGGAACAGUUGAUUCUGGAAAUGUCAUCUGUUGAUUUAUGAAGAAUCUGAUGUUUGUGAUGAACAUUUACAGGAAAGCAUUGGCACAGCAUGAUCUUAUGCUGGUCCUCGGAGAGCUUUUCUACAGAGACUAUUUUCAUAUUGAAUAAUUAAUACAACCUAUUUUUUUAAUAAGGAUUUUAAUUAUAUCUGAACAGCCAAAGCAACUUUUCACAUCAGUAAAUAUCUUAUGUCUGUGAACAUUACCAUCAUUUUUCCCUCUUCUCCUGAAGCAUUGAUGCCUUGCUGGAUUAUACUUUCAGGAAGAGGUGGGGGCAGUAGUGAAUAGCGAUCAGGAGCAGGAAUCAUUAUUGGACUCACUGCUAACCCCCACCCCUGCCUGAUAUCAGCUAACUUUGCACAAAUCCCGAUACCUGCCGGUUCUGCAUGGCUCAGCUACUCAAUCCCUUCAUGAGUCAGCACAGCAGGGAGGGCCAAGCAUUAUUAGGGUUCAUACCUGAGCAAAUACCCAUCCCAACUUUUUGCAGACUGCAUGCAUUGUCCACUAAUGAAGUAUAACAUGGAUUUAAAUUGAGCACUCACAAUUAGGAAUGAGCAUACCCCCACCCCCCGUCCUCGUGAACACAGUAACCUGUGCUGCUGCUAUUGGUUUGUGUGAUGCUGAAUGGUGUUAAACAUUGAAAGAUUUACAGCACGGAAAGGGUCCAUUCAGCCUAUCCAGCUGAAAAACAGCUAUCCGGUCCAAUCCCACAUUCCAGCUCAUGAUCUGUUGCCCUGUAGCUUAAGACAUCUCAAGUGCACAUUCGAGUAAUUUUAAAAUGCAAUUGAAGUUUCUGCCUCUGCCAGCCUUUUAGGUAGAGAGUUCCAGACCCCCCACAACUGUCCAGGUGAAAAGAACUCUCAACUCCUCUCUAAUGCCUCAACCAAUUACUUAAAAUCUAUGCCCCCGGGUGUUGAUCUCUGAUAAUGGAAUUAGGUGACAGCAAUCUGUGUAUUUUUAAAAUAAAGUUGAAAAUCAAAUCAAUGAUUUGGGGUGGGUGAAAAAUUGCUGCAGAUGGAUUAUAGGAAUAGAUGCAAUAAGAGCUCCAUAAAGGUUUAUAAAACACUAGGAACAUUCUGAAGCGCAUUAUCUUUAGUCUGAGGUUUGAAUGUUUCCAGACAGCAGAAUGGUUAAUCUCCAAUCUAUAAUUAGAGCUAGCUGGCUAUUUUGCAGAUUAUAAAUUAUUUACACUGACAUUAGAGAGGUGUUUGACACAUUUGUCCUGUAGGUUCCAUUCACAUCGUCAAUUCUCAAUGAUUUUGUACCUGCAGUUCCUAAUGUAUUUACACCAUUUUCCUGAAAUUCUUGCAUCAUUUCUUGAGUUUAUACCUUCAGAUUGUAAUACUUACACUAAUAUUCCCUAGUGAAUUUGGCUGGUUUAGUGAAAAUCACUGGCUGGGUGGAUUCAGGGGCUGGCAGUGCAAGAAUCCCUUUAAGGCCAACGUGAAAACAGCCUUUUUUUUUGCUGUAUUUGUUGGACUCCUUUAAAUAUUUGCAUCUGAGCUCAAAUGUCAAAGACUGCCCGUCAUUCAACUUAGCCUACCUCAUAUAAUCACUUUUUCCAUUGCCUUAAUUCUUUUGGGAGAUUUAAACAAUGAGACCCACAGCCUGGUCUGUCAAUUGGGAGAAAUAAAAUGGUUUUAGAUGUUGUUGCAAGAUGUGGCUAUUCCUUAAUUCAAGAGAAAGGGGGUUCCUGAGGUGGUGGGUUUUCAAUGCAUUGGCUGAAUGGUAACCUUUGGUGCUAUGGUACUGCCUAUAAUAUAUGAUAAAUGCUAAGGAUGUUACUUUCUUUGCAAGCUUUGUACCAGUACCAUGUCUCUGGGUGAACCAGUGUUAAAGUGAGUAAAAUAUAGCUAAAUUCAAUCCAAUUAAUCCUAUGUAAAGAAAACUCUCAUUAAGCUGCAGAGCUGGAGAAUGUGUACCAGCAGACCUAAAGCCCAAGACAGAUUGAGCAGAGCCAGAUUUUCCUCAUCUCCCACACCAACAGAGCCUUUGCAUGCAGUGGGGACUUAUCAGAAAAGUCACUGCUUUAAUGAAUAUGACACUCUACCUUUAGUGGAAAAAAAUUGUGAAGAAAGCCUCUGGAAUUUUUCCAAUAAACUUUAAAGUGCACCAAAUUCACAUACUGCAUGUGCCAGUAUUAGAAUUUGUCCAUCAGCAGUAUGCCCCUGCUCCAUUUUACAACCUAUUCCCUUUUCCAUUCAGACAAUGUUCUUUGAAUAAAUAAUGAGCUAAUAAUGCCAAUGCUUUUGAGUAUUUUAAGCAACACUGGUGACUGUAUGAAACCUAUUUUUAAUAGGGCAAGAGAAAUUAUGCCACAUGAUUUUAUGUAUAUAGAAACUUGUGAAUCAACUUUAUUGAAUCAAUUUUAUUUAAGCUUGCCUUUGUUGCUUAUCUUUUAUUUCUUGAAUUAUUGAUUGUAUAUAGUAGAGAUUAUAUAGUAAAUAACAGAAAUAUCUUUUGUAUUGAAAGGUAGAGGGGAAAAUAAAAUUCAUAAACACCAA
Molecule: messenger RNA, 6408 nt
Organism: Carcharodon carcharias (great white shark)
Lineage: Eukaryota; Metazoa; Chordata; Chondrichthyes; Lamniformes; Lamnidae
Gene: ern2
Product: endoplasmic reticulum to nucleus signaling 2
Exons: 22
Coding region: 121-3021 (966 amino acids)
Biological process (GO): IRE1-mediated unfolded protein response; protein phosphorylation; mRNA processing
Cellular component (GO): IRE1-TRAF2-ASK1 complex
Molecular function (GO): protein serine/threonine kinase activity; ATP binding; RNA endonuclease activity
Source: RefSeq, a predicted model, not a curated record